Messenger RNA from Uncinocarpus reesii 1704, 2181 nucleotides. RefSeq names its product nuclear elongation and deformation protein 1. Gene Ontology annotation, cellular component: nucleus. Gene Ontology annotation, molecular function: phosphatidate phosphatase activity. Lineage: Eukaryota; Fungi; Ascomycota; Eurotiomycetes; Onygenales; Onygenaceae. Gene Ontology annotation, biological process: fatty acid catabolic process; triglyceride biosynthetic process. The coding region runs from base 1 to 2181 and encodes 726 amino acids. The transcript is spliced from 5 exons. The record is from RefSeq and is a predicted model, not a curated record.
AUGCAGUACGUCAGAAGCAUCAGUGGCUCUGUCUCGAAGACAUGGAAUUCAAUCAACCCGGCCACUCUUAGCGGAGCUAUUGAUGUGAUUGUUAUUGAACAAGAAGAUGGCACGCUGGCGUGCUCUCCCUUCCAUGUUCGCUUCGGCAAAUUUUCCCUCCUCCGGCCCUACGAAAAGAAGGUGGAAUUUUGCGUAAACGGUGUCAAGCAGAACUACGCUAUGAAGCUCGGGGAAGGGGGUGAAGCUUUCUUUGUAUUCGAAACCGCAAGCAAGGUUCCUGAAUCUUUGCAAACGUCGCCUGUUGUAUCACCAGCCGCUAGCCCUAGACACUUUGCCAACGAGUCCGAUAUUCCCGUCGCCUCUCUCCAGGAGCCCGAGUUCUUGGACCUUUCUUCGAGUAGGCCGAACAGUCCCUCGAAAAGUGCCACUGAGCCUACUGUGCCAAUAUUAAGGGAGAAAAUAAACUCCGAUAUCCUAGCUACGACCUCACAAUCGCUUGACGACAACCAGCGGUGGCUGGACCGGUCCUCCACCCCGGCUUCCGAUAUAUUAUCUCUGCCACAUCAAACGCGCUUGAGGGCUGGAACUACUGCUGACCUUGAUGCCGCUCGCCUUUCACCGCCUACUUCAGCUUUUAAUCCCGAGAAGAAUUCGCCGAGUUCGCAACGGUCCCAAAGCCCCCCACCUGUCUCAGCUCAAGAAGCAUAUUCCCGUGCAGUAUCGCUCUCAAAGAAACUUGAGGUUUCGAAUAUCCCGUCAAAAGUGACUGAAACCGGGGACUUAAUGCUUGAUAUGACAGGUUAUAAGAGUAGCGAUGAGGACGCCUUACGGGCAGAGCUAAUUGCUCGAAAGCUUUUGGCAGAGGAAUUGGAGGGACACUAUGAUAUUGGUGCACUAAUAGGCGCUGACGAGCAUGGCAAUCUCUGGAUAUAUAGUAGCGAAGAAGCUAAGGAGGCUGCUACUCGUCGGGCGACAUUCAACGAUCUUCCAAACACUCACCCAUUGACUGGUGAGACCAUAUCGGAGCCCGGCUAUCACAGUGAUAAUGAGCAAACGAUGGGCAUGCAUAACCAACGGCAUCAUCGUUCUCAAUCCGAUAUACAGGGUGCUUAUCCCACCCCACCACAAACGCCCACAGGUGAUUCUGUAACUGAUGAUCAGACGAGAAACUAUGCCAAAACUCUCCGAUUAACAAGCGAUCAGCUCAAAGCUCUGGAUCUCAAACCUGGCGCCAACCCUAUGAGUUUUACGGUAAAUCGCGCGACGUGUCCGGCUACAAUGUAUUUAUGGAACUAUAAGACACCCAUUGUGAUCUCCGAUAUAGACGGGACCAUUACAAAGUCAGAUGCCUUAGGACACGUCCUGAACAUGAUCGGCCGCGAUUGGACCCAUAUUGGGGUCGCAAAACUUUAUACGGAUAUCGUAAAUAAUGGGUAUAACAUCAUGUAUUUGACAAGCCGUUCAACUGGUCAGGCCGACACUACACGAGCGUAUCUCAGUGGGAUCGUGCAAGAAGGUUAUAAGGUUCCCAAAGGGCCAGUUAUCAUGAGCCCUGACCGUACAAUUGCUGCCCUACGCCGUGAGAUCUAUUUGCGAAAGCCAGAAGUUUUCAAAAUGGCCUGUCUUCGCGACAUUUUAAACCUGUUUAAGGGUCGAAAGAACCCUUUCUAUGCCGGAUUUGGCAACCGCCUCACAGACGCCUUGAGUUAUCGGUCGGUUAACAUUCCCUCUACCAGAAUAUUUACCAUCAAUUCCAAUGCAGAGGUCAAUAUAGACCUUCUCAGCCUGAACAAAUACAGGAGUAGUUACGUCUCCAUGAGGGAAUUGGUCGAUCACUUUUUUCCGCCGGUAAGCUUGCUAGUACAAGAGGGUGGCGAAGAUUUCACCGAUUUUCGAUACUGGAGAGAUAGCCCUGGGGACUUGGAAGAUUUUUCGGUUACGGACAGCGACGAAGAUAACGAACCAGAAGAUGACAACCUGCCUAGCGAGGACGGGGGCAGCGAUCAAUAUGAUGACGAAGACGAUGUGCAUGAAAUGGGCGAGAGUUAUAUUUCUCGCGGGUCUAUCGCAUCCGGUGAUCCGGCGGAGUCGAUGCUGGGAUACGAAUCUGAGGAUGAAGGUGACGUUAAAAACAGAAAUAUUCCAAUCCAGAAUUUGAGCCUUUAUGAGAGGCGUCAGUGA